Messenger RNA from Tinamus guttatus (white-throated tinamou), 287 nucleotides. The record is from RefSeq and is a predicted model, not a curated record. NCBI's taxonomy places the organism in Eukaryota, Metazoa, Chordata, Aves, Tinamiformes, Tinamidae.
UUCGCCUCCUGCAGAGAUUUCUCUCUCUGUGCCGCAGCGUUCGUUGGUAGGAACGUGAUUCUGACAAGCGGCUGCAUCAUCGGGGCCUGCUGUAAAAUCAACACGUACGAGGUGAUCCCCGAGAACACCGUCAUCUACGGGGCCGACUGCCUCCGCCGGGUGCAGACGGAGCGGCCGCAGCCCCAAACGCUGCAGCUGGAUUUCCUGAUGAAGAUCUUGCCAAAUUACCAUCACCUGAAGAAGACCAUGAAGGCCCCAUCUACCCCUGUUAAGAACUGAGAAGCUCU